GCCUUCGCGGGCCCCAUGGAGCCUCUCCUGCAGCAGCUGGAGCGGUUUUCUGAAGUUCUGUCCGUGUCUCUCACUAACCACGUGAGCACUUGGGGCCCCGAGACCGUGCGCCGGGCCUUUCAGUGGGCUCGCUACCUGCGCCACGUGCACCGGCGCUUCCGCAGCCACGGCCGUAUCCGCGCCGCUCUGUGGACGCGCGCGCCUCGGGACCACUUCCUGCGAGUCGCGGCCGUGGCGCUGUUGCAGCCCGUGGAAGAGGAGCUGGAAGCGAGCCAUCCAGGGAUAUCCGGAGAGGAGAGUCAGCUGCUGGUCGGAUGGCUUCUGGAGCAAUCGGAGGUCCUGGCCGCCUUUUGCCGUUGCCUCCCAGCCGGACUGUUGACUUCGGUGGCGCGUCGCCAUCCUGCGCUCUGUCGGGCCUACCUGGGCCUCCUGACAGACUGGGGGGAGAAGCUGCACUACGACCUUCGGAAAGGCACCUGGGUUGGAGCCCAGUCCCAAGAUGUCCCCUGGGAGGAGUUGCUUUGCAAGUUUCAAAGCCUCUGGCACGCCCCGCCCCCUCUGAAGGACCAAGUUCUGAAGGCCUUGGAGUCCAGCAAGGCGCGGGGAGGAGACUUUGAAGCCCGGGGUCUUAACUUCUGGACUGACCUGUUGUUAGCUCUGCGGAGUGGAACCUAUGAAGAGGACGAGAGGAAAAACUCCUUUGAAUGGGUCGCAGUGUCAGUGUACUGCCAGUGAGCUACCGGAACCUGGACGGCAGCUAUAGAUUCAGUGAUGUGCGGGAUGUCAGUGGCUGCACUUUACACUCUUCUCUUAUCCACAUUGCCAAUUUGUGGUGUUUUGAUCACAUCCACAUUACCUGUAAGCCCAAGCAGUGUAGCAAGAGCUUUGGCAAUUCCGAUCUGAUCUUUAAACCAUUCGCUGAGUUUUAAAGUUCAAAAAUUUUCCCCAAUUUUUCUUAUCUUUCUCUCUCUCAAAUCUGCCCAGCCAUUUUUGAUAAUCUUAUGUUGCUUGCGUUGUGUUGUGAUUCCUUUUUUGUUUUAUAAUACUGUUAAUUGCGUAGUCUAUAUUAAUCAUUGCACAGCCAGAAGUCCUUUGGGCCCACAAUCUGCUAUUUUGAUUCUCUUGAGGAUUUGUUUCUUCACAUGUUUUGUUUUUUAUUUGUGAACCCAUAUAUGUAUUUGUUCUAAUUUUAUGGAAACCUGAGCAUCUAAAAGUAGUAUUCAUUCUCCCAUAAGGGCAUUUUCAGUUGUGUCUGGUGGAAAUAGAUAAUUCCCUGAUCUAUGCUUUGGCAGGCUUCCUGGGUUGUUGUAACAUCUUAGGGCUUUGGUGUUCUUACCUUGUGAUUAGCUUGGGAAUUGUCUUCAUUUCCUGAAGUGUAAACAAAGUAUGAAAGGUAAGUUUGAUUGAGAAUCUAUUUGUUUUGUAGCAGUUGGGCCUUUGGAAUAGCUAGCUGCUGCUUGAGCAGAGUAGAAAUCCUCAUUUUCUUUUUAACCCACAGCAGUUUAAUGUUUGCUUCAACACGCCUCUGAAGGAAGUCUUGUCACACUCAGCAGUUGUCUCACAAUGCCAAGUUCAAAGGACACUUUUCCUGGUAUCCAUUUAUUUGCCCCCACAGAACGUAUGUUUCUAACAAGCCCACCUUUUUUAAAUGGACUUAAAAUGGUAUAAUCAUAACUUUUAUUGCACUUCUCCAUAAUAUGGUCCUUUUUCCUUGCUAGCUACAUUUUAAGUCCUAAAUCUGAAAUGUUUGGUUCCAACCAACAUCAUCUAUUGGAUUCCUGCAAUAGUGUUUUGGUUUUUCAUAGACUUUAUGUUGGACAGAGUGGCACAUGCCUGUAAUUCCAGAACUCUGAGAGGCUGAGGCAGGAGGAGUGUAACUUGGAGCCCAGCCUGGGGCAGUUUAGCAGAUCAGUGGUGGACUGUCUCAAACACACACAUACACACACACACACACACACACACACACACACACACACGGGGAAGAGUGCUAGGAAUGUAGCGUGGUACAACGGUCCUGAAUUUAAUUUCCAAUACAACAGAAAAGCAAAACACAAACACAAAACACACAUACAGCACAACUAUUUAAAAGACUGCUUUAGAUUCACAACAAAAUGGAGCAAAUGGUACUGAGAAUUCCCCAGGACCGUACCCAUCUCAGUAGCUUCCUAUACCACUAUGAACAAAGGCCAUUUUCUUGUUUUGCCUUCUAUGAGGAAGGGUAUAUUCUAUCCUAACAUAUCCAUACCGACCAUGCUUUGCAGAAACACAGGAAUUCUUUUGGUUCUUGAAACAGGCACAGGUUUUUGUUCGUUUCCUGCCUUAGAACCCUUCCUGUGUCAUUCCUCCAUCCCAUAAUAUUCUGGGAUCUUUCACUUCUCAGCUUAACUUUGUCCUCUCACCAUAAAACCCUUCUCUGAAUAUAUUUCAUCAUUCUUUCCUGCGGACACCCAAUUUUGCUGAGCUGUGGCUUUGUUAGGCACGUGUGCCUAUCAUUUGCAUGGCGUCCCGAGCUCAGUGAGGACCCCACCGCCUCCGUCCUCCCCAUCCAACAGCGGAGACCCUCACACUGUGGCCGGUACACGUGAAGUACCUGAUAAUCCUCUGCACAAGCUGAAACGGAGUACACAUUGGAUUAGCUCGUCAUCCUCUGUGUCACAUAAGAAACGUCAACUAUUUUAGCAGAAGUGAUGAGGAGUAUAAAUCCCAAUUAAAAAUAAGAUCCCAGUAGAUGAUGACAUUUCCAAACUACAAGCCAACCAACAGAAAACGCUUUCAAAGCUGUUUCUUUGCGUUUGAAUCAGUCCAACAUUUGUCUAUGUCCAAAUGUAGACGCUGGUAAAUUUCCUACAGUUACUUAAUCUUUUUUGUUCUUUUUAUAUGUAAGCGCUCUGAAACUGUCUCCUUAUGCUCAAUGGUAGAAACUAGUUAUAAAUAAAAUGGCCCACCUUCCCUAGCCAAUUGUGGUCAUAGGGUAUUCAUUAUUCAUAUAAACCAAUCAAUGUAAACGCUCUAGGAAGAAACCAUCGAUUUCUUCAGGAAUUAAUUGGAAACGAUCAAUCACUAUAUCAGAAGUGGGGCACACAUCAUUUAUCAGAUGCUGAUUGUCAUGGUGGGCUACCAAUGCCCUUUUGGCUUAGAAAAAUGGUGGCCCUAAGGGAAAGUAGCUUCAAUCAUUACAAUAAUGAAUGUGUCUUUGCAGUCUGUAGGAGCUUCAUUAUUCUUAAUAUUGAGGUCAGGGUUUGAGUUAAGAAGAGUUCAGUGUUUAAAGUCCCACUGUGGGUUCGUCUUUUAUCUCAUGAAUGAUCAGGACUGUAGACAUUUUCUGCAUUAAAUGAAUCACAAGUAUAAACACAGGGAUACAAUGUGAAAAAUUAGCUUCUGUUUCCACAUUUAAUACACACAGCACAGUAAGCUCUGCAUGAUGUCCAUGUUAAUCUUUAAAACUGGGCAAUUCAUCUGAAAUUUAUAUUUGUGUUCCACAUAAGAAUAAUUUCUUCUGUGGACAAGUUUAUAUGCUUAUCAUGAUAAAACCUUUUUUUGCAAUCUUUUAGUAUUUUUUUAUAUUUCUAUUGCAGAGUUUUAUUCAUUCAUAAGCAUUUGAUCACCUACAAAUAUCAGUGUGAUUUGCUGUGGUAAAACUGGAUUGUGAUCCUCCCUUCCUUGGUCUCCAGAGUAGCUGAGAUUCCAGAUAUGUGCCAGAUUCUGGGAUUGGAGUUCAUAUUUUAAUGUUAGGAGCCAAAUUUCUCAUUUUUUUGGUUGAGAAAGCACAUAUAGAAAGUCAUAGGUAAACAACAGAUAGAUAUAUGCAGAUUAAUAUUGGAUUUUUUUAUCCUGCACAAUUGUUCAGAGCUCUAAGGGAAAGCUGUUAAAAUAUUCAUUAUGCCAAGAGUUUGACAUAGUAUCAAUACUUUUUUGUAAGAUAUUCCGUGUGAGGCUGUGCAUAUUUUAUGAGUAUUGACAAUAUGCUCAGAGGGAAGAGGAACUCGGUGUGUUGUUCGCUUUCAAAGAAUGUAGAUGCAUCCCUGAAAAAGAACAGCAAAAGUUAUUUGCCAAUUACAGGCACAUUAGGUACUUUAAAAAUGUCAACUAGAUUUUAAUCCAUGAUCGAGUUUCAAAUAUAUCACUAAUAUGUUAAAUGUUAAAAUGCAGAAUGGGAAAAUCA
Fukomys damarensis (Damara mole-rat) is the source of this 4162-nucleotide messenger RNA. RefSeq names its product FA complementation group F (gene Fancf). Bases 16 to 735 code for a protein of 239 amino acids. Gene Ontology annotation, cellular component: Fanconi anaemia nuclear complex. Lineage: Eukaryota; Metazoa; Chordata; Mammalia; Rodentia; Bathyergidae. The transcript has 3 exons. The record is from RefSeq and is a predicted model, not a curated record. Gene Ontology annotation, biological process: interstrand cross-link repair.